Uloborus diversus is the source of this 637-nucleotide messenger RNA. Its product is annotated as late cornified envelope-like proline-rich protein 1. The transcript is spliced from 6 exons. The record is from RefSeq and is a predicted model, not a curated record. Bases 113 to 637 code for a protein of 174 amino acids. NCBI's taxonomy places the organism in Eukaryota, Metazoa, Arthropoda, Arachnida, Araneae, Uloboridae.
UGAACAAGGAAUUGAGUGUUCCCCUCCAAAAUGUGAUGCAGGCUGCACCAUCGACUCUUCAACUAAACCGUGUCCCAGUUGCUCUUGUCAGUCAGAAACUUCAUCCACGAGAAUGUGUUCCCCUCCAAAGUGUGAUCCAGGCUGUACCAUCGACUAUUCAACCAAACAAUGCCCUAUCUGUUCUUGCCGUUCCACAGGUUAUGAACGUUACCUAGAUGGACUCCGUUGUUCCACCCAAUGUGAUGUACCAAGAUGUCGAGUGGAUUACACUGCUAGACCUUGUCCGGCUUGCGUGUGCGACGACGAUGACAAAACUUUACCCACAAUUAUGUGUUCUCCACCCAAAUGCGAUCCAGGCUGCACCAUCGACUACUCCACUAAACCAUGUCCCAGUUGUUAUUGUCAACCAGGAGGUCCACCUAGAAUAAUGUGUUCCCCUCCAAAAUGCGAUCCAGGUUGUACCAUCGACUACUCCACUAAACCAUGUCCCAGUUGUAAUUGUCAACUAGGAGGUCCACCAAGAAUAAUGUGUUCCCCUCCAAAAUGCAAUCCAGGCUGCACCAUCGACUACUCCACUAAACCAUGUCCCAGUUGUUAUUGUCAACAAGGAGGUAAAAAGAUUCCUGAAAAUUUAUAA